Molecule: messenger RNA, 1395 nt
Organism: Phragmites australis (common reed)
Lineage: Eukaryota; Viridiplantae; Streptophyta; Magnoliopsida; Poales; Poaceae
Product: amino acid permease 1-like
Exons: 6
Coding region: 1-1395 (464 amino acids)
Cellular component (GO): plasma membrane
Source: RefSeq, a predicted model, not a curated record
AUGGGAGAAGGGAUGCGCGUCGAAGCCAUGGACAUCGACGCCCAUCCCCACAGCGGCCACGGCGACGUUGACGACGACGGCAAGGAGAGGAGGACAGGGACGGUAUGGACGGCGACGGCGCACAUCAUCACGGCGGUGAUCGGCUCCGGCGUGCUGUCGCUGGCGUGGGCGAUGGCCCAGCUGGGUUGGGUGGCCGGGCCGGUGAUCCUGCUGCUCUUCGCGGCCAUCACCUACUACAUGUGCGGCCUCCUCGCCGACUGCUACCGCGUCGACGACCCUGUCACCGGCAAGCGCAACUACACCUACACCGAAGCUGUCGAGUCCUACCUGGGUGGGUGGUAUGUCUGGUUCUGCGGCUUCUGCCAGUAUGUCAACAUGUUCGGCACCGGCAUCGGCUACACCAUCACAGCGUCCGUCAGUGCUGCGGCUAUCCUCAAGUCGAACUGCUUCCACUGGCACGGGCACGACGCGGACUGCACCCAAAACACGAGCUCGUACAUCAUGGCGUUCGGGGUGGUGCAAGUCAUCUUCAGCCAGCUCCCCAACUUCCACGAGCUCUGGUGGCUCUCCGUUGUUGCUGCCGUCAUGUCCUUCUCCUACGCCACCAUCGCCGUCGGCCUCGGCCUCGCGCAGACCAUGUCAGGUCCCACGGGGAAGACGACGCUGACUGGCACGGAGGUUGGAGUGGAUGUUGACUCAGCGCAGAAGAUAUGGAUGACGUUCCAGGCCCUCGGCAACAUCGCAUUUGCCUACUCUUAUACCAUAAUCCUCAUUGAAAUCCAGGACACGCUGCGCGCUCCCCCGGCCGAGAACAAGACGAUGCGGCAAGCGACGAUCAUGGGCGUCUCGGCUACGACGGCAUUCUACAUGCUGUGCGGCUGCCUGGGCUACUCGGCGUUCGGCAACAGCGCGCCGGGGAACAUCCUCACCGGCUUCUACGAGCCCUACUGGCUGGUGGACUUUGCCAACGUGUGCAUCGUCCUCCACCUCGUGGGCGGGUUCCAGGUGUUCCUGCAGCCGUUGUUCGCGGCGGUGGAGGGCGCCGUGGCAUCUCGGUGCCCCAGUUCGACGCGGGAGUACGGCGGCGUGAACGUGUUCCGUCUGGUGUGGCGCACGGCGUUCGUGGCCGUGAUCACCCUGGCCGCCGUCCUGCUGCCCUUCUUCAACAGUAUCCUGGGCAUCCUGGGCAGCGUGGCCUUCUGGCCGCUCACCGUGUUCUUCCCCGUGGAGAUGCACAUACGGCAGCGGCAGGUCCCGCGGUUCAGCGCCAGGUGGGUGGCGCUGCAGAGCCUCAGCUUCGUCUGCUUCCUCAUCACCAUCGCCGCCUGCGCUUCGUCCGUGCAGGGCGUGUUCGACUCGCUCAAGACCUACAAGCCCUUCGAGACCAGGUCGUGA